GUCAAGGUGCUUUUGUUGUAUUGUGAACUCAGAAAAUGGACUGUUUAUAACGUACGGUUUGGUUUUUUGUGGACCUAGAAAGGGAAAGGACAUCGAUUUGCAUUCCCUGUGACCUUUUAGGUAACAUGCUUGGACAAUACACUAAUCAGAGAUGUGACCUAUUAUGCUAUUUGGAAGCAUCGAGGAAGAUUUCAAUAUAACAGAUAAAUCUAACGAUUGUAACGAAUGUCUGCCAGACGAAAAGCUAGAAAAAGCGUUCCAUAGCUCUCUACAAGAGGGCAGCAGCUUACCACUACUUAAGGAGGAACUUCGUCUCAAAAUUCAGCACGAACGACUGAAGAGUGGACAAGAUGAACUGGUUGUAGCUCAAAGUCCACCAAAACCCGACAUUUUGACGUUACCGGAAGUGUUUAAAAAGAAUCGACGACGGUACCAGAACCGCCAGUCAGCUGAUCGGUCAAGACACCGAGGGAAAGAAUAUGAAAAACAACUUUUAGAGACAAUCUCACAGCAGGAGAAGCGGAAGGCCAACUUGGAGCGGCUCAGAGACCGACUCAUGGGUACGAAACAAAUGCUUACAGAUGCGUUAAAUCAACACACAAAAUGUUCCAUAAGUGUUGGAAGAGACAUUACAUCACAGAGGUUUAUAUCACUGCUGGGAUCAGAUUGGCAUGGAAAGAUGAUGCCAAAUUAACAGAUAUCGAGAUGACAAGAAAUGGCAUACAAGCAGUUUUUUUUCUGACGUCAGAUUUCUCAGUAUACCGUUGUGUUUUGUUUUAAUGCUAAAAUAUUGUUGCUUUGUCGCUUUGAAUUGUACAGUACUAGCCUGUGAGU
This is a messenger RNA of Ylistrum balloti, 834 nucleotides long. RefSeq lists its product as uncharacterized. The coding region runs from base 164 to 694 and encodes 176 amino acids. The record is from RefSeq and is a predicted model, not a curated record. Gene Ontology annotation, molecular function: DNA-binding transcription factor activity. Gene Ontology annotation, biological process: regulation of DNA-templated transcription. The transcript is spliced from 4 exons. NCBI's taxonomy places the organism in Eukaryota, Metazoa, Mollusca, Bivalvia, Pectinida, Pectinidae.